Messenger RNA from Nicotiana tabacum (common tobacco), 1116 nucleotides. Lineage: Eukaryota; Viridiplantae; Streptophyta; Magnoliopsida; Solanales; Solanaceae. The record is from RefSeq and is a predicted model, not a curated record.
AUGGAGGAUAAAUUCGCCACCGCUCAUGUAGGAGAAAAGAAGGCUGAAGCUAGGGUCAACGACAUCUUCGCCAUCAAGAAAACGAGUAAGGAUGGGACUGCCAAAUGUGUUAGAAGGAAUGGUAGUCGUAGCCUUCCAAAAUGGGUUAAACAUGAACGGAUCAAAGGCAACCAAAAAAUUGCUCAACAGACUCAUGAAGUAACCCCCACCACAUGGGAAGAGAUUCACAACGCCUACUGCGCCGAGGUGAGGGCAGACGAAGACGAUCUAAACGGCCUAACCCAGCGGCUGACGUUAGUUCAGACCGAGGCAAGGAGAGAUCGACGUAACGAUGGGCGAAGGGAUCAACCCCCGCGUCUGAAUCGAGAAAGGCAUCAGCCUUAUGUCAGAACAACUAACCCGCCUCCUCCAAGAGAUAGCAUACGCACUGGAGAAACUAGGCACGAAGGUACAAUGGCCACAAAAAUGAGAUCGGACCCAAGCGCGAGAAGAUCAAACGUCCUCUGCGAGUUCCAUCAGGAAAGAGGACACAAGAUCGAAGAUUGCAUAGGUCUACGACAAGAGGUGGUUAGGAUGUUGAACCAGGGGUACCUGAAAGAAAUGAUCAGCGAUAAAGGAAGGGCUAACUUCGCCAGAGGACGUGACCCAUCUCAAGGACUCCCAAAGCCACCAUCACCAGCACAUACCAUACAGAUGAUCAUUGGCGGUGGCGACCAUUCAGUAAUCAACCAUGUGAAGCUCACCACCACACACAAACUCAAACGGACGGUCGCCCACGAAUGGUAUGACGACUUCGAAGACUGUAUCAUCUUCAAAAAGUCAGAUGACGAAGGUUUGUCUUUCCCUCAUUAUGAUGCUUUGGUUAUAACAUUAUGCAUCGUUGAUACAGACGUGAAAAGAAUCAUGGUAGAAGACGGAAGCGAUGUAUGUAUUAUCCACCUGAGAGUUCUCGUGCAAAUGAGGCUCAAGGAUAGAAUAAUACCACGUUGCAUAACACUAACGGGUUUUAACAAUGCAGUAGAGUGGGCAUCCGGGAAAAUAGCGCUGUUAGUCCUAGCGGGGGGGAGUCAUGCUGGAAACCACAUUCCACGUCAUGAACCAGGAAACAGCCUAUAA